Messenger RNA from Osmia lignaria (orchard mason bee), 1237 nucleotides. Lineage: Eukaryota; Metazoa; Arthropoda; Insecta; Hymenoptera; Megachilidae. The record is from RefSeq and is a predicted model, not a curated record.
UCAACUAUUCUUUGUAAAAAUCUAAUCCUUGUUUUAAUGUUUCAUUAUUCUCACAGUGCGAUGCGAUGCGAUACGAUGCGAUGUGAUGCAACAUAAAUAAACUAGAGAAACAUAAAUUUUUGUUUACUUUCUUAAGUAGGUUAUCAUCUGUUAAACUUUUUAAAUAGUGCCUCUACUUACUAUCGCACGCAUUUAUCAAUUUAUAUGCUUAUACAUGAUAAAAUUAACAUUGAUUCGACUUGAUCUCCAGACGUAACCAUUCCCUUAGAAAGUUUAUGGGACACAGUCGAAAAAAAUGUGGCACGUGAAACUUGUCGCGACUGUGAAAAUGUACUAUUUUAUCGCUCUACAGAUAAAGGAUUAAUAAUCCUUUGCUUCUGAAAUGAUAAAACAUUGUAUGAAAUAACUGUCGAUAGUUCUAAUACUUUGUCGCUUAUCGAAUUUACAUAUACCUAAUAUACAUAUCGUUAAAAGUACAUACACAAAUGAGUUUCGCGCUCUAAUUAAAACUUACCUCCGAUAAGUCCGUCCUGCCGUAAUUGUUAAACAGAUCCAUCAUAAUAAUCACUUGUUUUUCUUAACAACAGUAUAUAACAAUGCUUUCAAAAUGCAACAAUCUUUUUCCGAAUAGGUGUCACAAUGAUCGUCCAGGGUGUAUCACAGAUUGGCGUUGAAAGUAAAUAUCAUCGCUGUAUUCGAGAACUUGAAACAGAAAAAAAAACACCUACCACGAAGAAUGUUGCGGCGAUGUCGCGCAGCGCGAUACUGAUCGCUGGUCGCCGGAAUGUCUCUGACGAAGACGGGGUCGGAAGCUCGAUGUGCUGACGCGAAAGACGUCAGCGGGAGAACCGCGGGGAUGGAUAGCGCGGAAGAGCAGGUUUCAACGGGGAUUUCCCGCUCUUCGGGGACCGUCCAAUCACCAACGACACGGUUCGCAAUAGCUGACGCAAUAAUUGCGGAUACACCGCAUUGGCGGCGGUCUUCGAAAACCGGCAAGCGCAACGUCGAAUUUAAUAAACCUUUAACCCAUUCUGUGCCUUUUAUACUCACAGAUUGUUUUUUAAUUUACUACCUAUUUAACUCUUUCCAAUCGUAUAAGUUUUACUAUUGCGCUCUAUCUAAUUUGCAUCAAAUUCAAAUCACUAUCGAGAGCUUCGAUUCGGUUUUCUCAAAAUCUUCCCUGAAACACAGUUUGACGAUCGAGAUUAGCAAAUCGGCAACCUUUGAAGCGAACUGA